This is a messenger RNA of Micropterus dolomieu (smallmouth bass), 3341 nucleotides long. RefSeq names its product palmitoyl-protein thioesterase 2b (gene ppt2b). NCBI's taxonomy places the organism in Eukaryota, Metazoa, Chordata, Actinopteri, Centrarchiformes, Centrarchidae. The record is from RefSeq and is a predicted model, not a curated record. The coding region runs from base 250 to 1161 and encodes 303 amino acids. The transcript has 8 exons. Gene Ontology annotation, molecular function: thiolester hydrolase activity; palmitoyl hydrolase activity. Gene Ontology annotation, cellular component: lysosome.
UGUGUUCUCGUGGAAGUGUUAUAAAACAAUAAACACACAGUCUUUGCGCAAAACAGGAUCAUUUAAGGGACACUGGCGAGCGGACUUCAGCUCUUUUGUUCCGCGGCUUGGAAAAAGAAAUGGACACGAAUAGCACAUUAGCCAAAACAUCAGGAUAAAAUUUUAUAAUUUUAUUUUACAAGUAGCUCUUUUAUUUAACAAACCUGUAAGUUAAGGUUUUAUAUUGUGUGUUUUUAAAAAAAAGUUAUAAUGAAGGGCUGUGCGGUGUCAAGACCGAGGAGGAGGAGGUGGAGCAGCGGGGCGGCCGGGCUGCUGUAUCCGCUGCUAGGUGCGUGCCUCUGGGCUGCGGUGGUCGGGUACAAGCCGGUGAUCAUAGUGCACGGUUUGUUCGACAGCUCAGCGGAUUUUAAAAACCUACUUGGGUUCAUUAACGAGUCCCAUCCUGGAACAAAUGUGACGGUUAUCGACUUGUUCGACAGAAGUGCCAGCCUGCAGCCCAUGUGGAAGCAAGUGGAGGGAUUCAAGGCAGCUAUUUACCCAAUAAUGCAAAAUGCAGCAGACGGGGUCAACUUUAUCUGCUACUCUCAAGGUGGACUUAUUUGCAGAGGAAUCCUCUCCACUCUGUCUGACCACAACGUCCAGUCUUUCAUCUCUCUGUCCUCGCCUCAAGCCGGACAAUAUGGAGACACAGACUACUUGAAGUUCCUCUUCCCACAGUUUGUGAAGUCCAACCUCUACCACCUCUGCUACACUGCAAUGGGUCAGAGGAUAUCCAUCUGCAACUACUGGAACGACCCCCACCACAGAGACAUCUAUGUGAACAGUAGUGAUUAUUUGGCUCUGCUCAACAGUGAGAGACACAAUCCAAAUUCAACAGAGUGGAGGAAGAACUUCCUCAGAAUCAAAAAACUGGUCUUAAUCGGAGGACCAGACGAUGGAGUCAUCACUCCCUGGCAGUCAAGUCAGUUUGGAUUUUAUGACAACAAUGAGACCGUCGUUGAGAUGCAGCACCAAGAUUUUUAUUUAAGAGAUGUUUUCGGCCUGAAGACGCUGGCAGCUCGUGGAGAUCUGAUCAUCUGUUCGGUUCCCGGUGUCGAACACGUCUUUUGGCACUCAAAUGAGACCGUGUUUCACACGUGCAUGGAGAAGUGGCUCGUGUAGAGAAAAACUCUUGUACGGCCAUGUAUGAAACUCUGCUUUUACAAACCACUGUAAAGCAUCCUCACAAACAUUUGUGAGUGUACUCGGAAGGAUAAAAUCUCAGCUUUGGGAUUGGAUUGCCAGUGUUUGUUUUUCCUUGGACAUUUUGUUGGUAAGGUUUGUUUUUCUGUAGAUACAUUUAGUUUUUUAUGCUCAUCCUAUUAACUACUUAAUUACUUUAAAAAGAAUAGUUUGACAUUUAGGGAAAUGCACUUAUUUGAUUUCUUGCGGAGAGUUCAGAGAAAAUUUAUAUACACUGCAGACUUGCAGUGCUAUAUGACAGAAGCUAUAUCCAGCAGCUGGUUAACUUAGCAUAAAGACUGAUGGAAACAGUAGCUCUGACCAAAGCUAACAAAAUCCACCUACCAGCACCUCUUAAAUGCUAUAAAUAACACAUGAUAUGUUUAUUUAAACUGCACAAAAAUCUUUUAAGAAACAUUUAUUUGAUUUUAUGAGACAUUAUGUGCCAGACUAUUUCUUGGACUGGUGCAGUUGCUUCUUGGAGUCUUGUUGUUACUUUGAGGUUACAGGGCAACCAGUGGAAACUCCCGGAAGCUACUGGUCCCUGACAAAUAAAACACUGUAAAACCACGAAGUGUUAUCUUUACACUCCAGUUUUAUAGGGUAUAGCCUGAUGUGUAAAUCAGUGGGCUUGAGGUGCUUGAUUUUUUUUAAACUUUGGACAGAGUCAGGCUAGCUGUUUCUCCUGUUUUCUUUAUUCUAUGCUAAGCUAACUGGCUGGUGACUGUUCCUAUUUAUCAUAUGGACACAAAAGUGGUAUUGAUUUUCUUUUCCAACUCUCGGAAAGAAAGGGAAAAAGAGUACAUGUCAAAAUGUUAAAUUAUUCCUUUAAAUAUUUAUUUUAAACCGUGCUGCUGUUGUCAGACAAAUUCAGCACAUCCCUGUGUGAUUUAUAUUUUCUAUACCCUAAAAUAUAAUGCACAAAUGGUCAGUAGCAACAAACAUAAAUAACUUCAUAAACUACAGUUUGCAACGGUGAAGCUAGUCACACAUUAAAGGGGCAUUCCAGCUAUUUAGAAUUGCAUCUCCAUUUCCCUCAUGUCUGCUCUUACGGUGUAAAAAAUGGUGGAGUGCCCCUUGUUAAUUUGUAUGAAAGCUUUAGUUUAUUACUUUUACUUACAUAGAGUGUAUAUUAAUGUGUGCAUCUGUGUGUGUUUGGUCACACAUACCUCAAAAACCCACACAACACAACAGUGCCUGAGCGAUGUUCUGUCAUCUUGUCUACAUGUACAGACUCACUGCCCUGCUCAUCUUAUGAUAUAUGAAUUUAUGUCUUGUUAUCCUUCCAUUUUUAAACCUGGUGGGAUCUUGUUUUUUGUAGCGUGCACAUACGAUCAUGAAUAUCAUGCUUAUCGUCGUCAUCAUGCAGUGCUUUCGAACUUUAGUAGAUUGCGCCUUAAAUAUUGCCCACAUGCCUCAGCGUUUCAUGUUUCAUACCAAAGUGCUAAGACACACUGCCUUUAGUGAUGGUGCUAAAACAAACGAUAGAGAGGGGUGGAGACUGGCCAGAGAGUGGCAGUGCUAUAUUAGUAUUUACUUGUCCACCAGGCUAUUGUACGUGGCAGUCUUUACCUCCCAUCGUGUUUAGAUAUCUCAGGCGUUUUAGCAACCUUCUCGUUUGUCUCUAGCAGAAAGGGGAUUUUCUUCUUUAAUAAUUUGCAUUUUGUUGGAUGUUUAAGGCUGCCUCUUGUACUUUUAGGUGUUCCUUAAAAGAUGAAGAAUGGAAAUAUCUAUUGUGCGAUAAAAACAAGAAGUAAAUUACUAUUUUUAAAGUAUGCAUUGCACAAUAUUUUGCCAGAUAAAAAGAAGGGAAAUGAUGAAUCUGGGAAUAUUUUAACUUAACUUGUAAAGUUGUUACAUUUGCAGUAUACUUAUGUUGCAUUCUUUUGUUUUAUGUAUGCUUGUAGAAAGUCAUUGCAUACAAUAUGGGUUUAAGGGAUGUCCUCUCUGUUCAGUUUUCUUGGCUUUACAAACAGAAAUUGUAGAUUUGGACACUUUUUUUAAAAACUCAAACAGAAGCUACUAUUUUGAACCUGUCCUACAAUUUCUACAGUAUUUGGUCUGCAAAUAAAAAUGUGUAAAAUGUUGUCAAUUUUUCUUCAAUAAAAGGUAGUUAUGAA